GAGAGGAGAGAGAAGAGACUGAGAGGAGAGAGAGAGAGAGAGAGGGGAGAGAGAGGGGGAGAGAGAGGGAGAGAGAGGAGAGACUCCCCGGCUCCCUCCCUCCCUCGCACACAGCGACUGGAGACGGACGGAGAGCAACGCGCUGGGAGAGGAGAGACCACCGAGAACAGCCCCGCGCUCUCACACAUACACUCACACUCGGCUCUUUCCUCCUCCCCCCCACCUCCUCCUCCUUCCACCCCCACCACUAACACCAUCUCCUCCUCCUUCUCUCUUCAACAAGAAAAAAAAAAAGCCAUUUACAGGGGGUGAUGUGCAACUAAUUAAAGGCAGACUGGCAGCGUCUGCAAAUUCUAAGGCUCCCCAAAUAAAAAGAGACUGUUGUAACAGUUGGAGGAUAAUGCAAAGGAAGACGCUGCCUGGGAAUUCACCGUCUGUGGAAAUGCGCCCCAGAGAGGAAUAAAGCAGUCCUCACCUUGCUCUCCCCACCUGGACCCACUUUCCCCUCCCGCCUCGGCCCCCACCCCAACAUCACCAUCACCCCCUUCCCUCCCCCCCACCUCCCCCCCUUCCCCACCCAGGUGUCGGACCAGACGGUCCCCACUUCCACCCUGCACCCCUUCUUUCCCCCUUGCACCAUGAACACCAAUGUCUGCGUGGAGCCCGGGCCGAGCCCGGAGGCCCCGGGCUUGCCCAAGGAAAGCCACCUGCCCGAGGGGUCCCUGAACAGCCUUGUGGAUUACAACUCGGAGAUGGAGCGCUACCGCUCCUUUGCCACCUCCUUCUACAAGACCAACGGGGGCGCCUUCCCGCAGGCCGCCAAGAUCGCGCGCAUCACCACCCCCAUCUUCCCCAGCAGCGCCGCUGCUGCCGCGGCCGCCGCGCGCAUCGGCAUGUCCCCCUGGAACUGCGACAACGCGGCCACCGCCGCCGCCGCCACCGCCAUGCUCUGGGGCAGCGGCGGGGGCGGGGGCGGCGGCGGGGGAGGCGGCGGCGGCGGUGGGGGCGGCGGCGGGGGCGGUGGGGGCGGCAGGAAAUCCUCCGCCGCCGCUGCCUCCUCCUCCGCCUCCUCCUCGGCGAUCCUCCCCGCCGGCGGUGGCGGUGGCGGUGGCGGCGGCGGUGGCGGCAGCGGCGGCGGUGGCGGCGGCAGGACCAGCAUGCACCACCGAAACGACUCCCAGAGGCUGGGGAAAGCUGGCUGCCCGCCAGAGCCAUCGUUGCAAAUGGCAAAUACUAAUUUCCUCUCCACCUUAUCCCCUGAACACUGCAGACCUUUGGCGGGGGAAUGCAUGAACAAGCUCAAAUGCGGCGCUGCUGAAGCAGAGAUAAUGAAUCUCCCCGAGCGCGUGGGGACUUUUUCCGCUAUCCCGGCUUUAGGGGGCAUCUCAUUACCUCCAGGGGUCAUCGUCAUGACAGCCCUUCACUCCCCCGCAGCAGCCUCAGCAGCCGUCACAGACAGUGCGUUUCAAAUUGCCAACCUGGCAGACUGCCCGCAGAACCAUUCCUCCUCCUCCUCGUCAUCCUCAGGGGGAGCUGGCGGAGCCAACCCGGCCAAGAAGAAGAGGAAAAGGUGUGGGGUCUGCGUGCCCUGCAAGAGGCUCAUCAACUGUGGCGUCUGCAGCAGUUGCAGGAACCGCAAAACGGGACACCAGAUCUGCAAAUUUAGGAAAUGUGAAGAGCUAAAGAAAAAACCUGGCACUUCGCUAGAGAGAACACCUGUUCCCAGCGCUGAAGCAUUCCGAUGGUUCUUUUAAAGCAGUAGUAUAUCUUAUUUUCAAGGCAUUUGGAAGUGAAGGGCAAACUAAUGUCUUGUUUUAAGAAACUGCUUAGUCCACCACUGAAGAAAAUAUCCAGAUAUUAUUUUCAUUUUAUGUAUAGGGGUUUCUUCAAAAAAAAAAAAAGUGGGGGAAAAGAAAAAAAAAAGACAUAUAAAAAUAAUCUGGGAGCUUGGGGAAUUGGCCAGUCUAUUUACUUUCAAUACACUGAUUCUUUCUUUGAUGUAAUUUAGCUAUCCUAGUGAAGUUGUUGUCUAUUUUGAAAGUGGCUGUAAAAAAUAAGUCUGGGUAAACCCCUGCUGUAAAAUCAUGUAUCUUUGCAAAGUACAUAUCUAUACUUCAUUUUCAAAUAUAUGUGUUUCAGGACUGUAAACUGUACAGAUAGCAGCUUGUAUUUUGUGUGUUUAGACAAAAGAAGACAAUCAUGUCUGAGCAUCUAUGGAGAUUAACAGUUUGUUCACAACACUCCGGUUCUGCGAGUUAAAUCUGGAGCAAUAAAUUUUAGCUUUAAAUAUUUUUUUGCCAGUUGUUUCUAGGAGCAGCAACAGCAGUGGCGUGUUUUGCCAUGCAUCUUUUCGUAGAGACUUGAUGCCAAGUUUUACAAGACUAAAAGAUGAUGAUGCAUCCAGCAGUUACCUUCCGUUGUAUUGUUCUAAGAGGGGAAGAUAUUAGGAAAGUUUCAAUUAAUCUUUUGAGCACUAUAUUAGAGUAGUGGUUAUGCACUUGCAUUGCUUACAAACAAGCUGUACAGAAGGGUAUACCUCCCAAAUCCUUAGUGUAGUUGACUUGUCUUGGGUGGCACUGUAAGACGGAGUACUCAGAGUAGUUGAAACAUGCAGAAUCUGUUGUAUAACUUUUUUUUUUUUUCUUUCUUUAAACAGUGUUUUCUAGGAUACAGGCUAGAGUAUCAUAUCUUAGGGGAGAAAUUCAUGACUGACUUUUUUUCCCCCCAGCCCAACAUGGGCUUUUUUUGUUUGUAUGUAUUUUUUUGUUUGCCUGUUUUUCUGCUUCUUUUUUGGUAGAAAAAAAUAAACACUUAAAAAACAUAUCCAAUGUUUAAAUUCCAUGUAUGAUAUUAAAAGUGUAGUUUUGUUUUAAAAUUUGAUUACAUAAAGGCCUCCUGCAUCGAGACAUGGCUGGGUACAUUUUUAAGUUCAAAAGAGUGAAACACAUUCAUGGAAGUGAGGCUGUUAAAUCUCUUUUGAUCUUCCUUUCUCACAGCCUCCCAGUUAAAACCAUGGCCUUCUAGUAGCCCUCCGUGAAAUGCUCCAUGUUUCCCAUUCCUGUUCUCAUCACCAUCACCGGAUGCUUCCAUUCCUGAGAAGGCAGGGCCACAGUCUAUGGAAUUCCAUAAAUGCAAACAGCCCCCAAACAAAAGGAGCUAAUGCUUCUUAGGACCUGAGCUACCUUUUCUCAUAAUGUUUGGUUUUCUUCUGCAGUCGGUGUUCUUUAGGCUAACCCAUUAGGAUGAAUGUUUAUGAUGGCAUGAUCCCUAAGAGUUUUAGUUCUCCUUUCUCUCUCUCUUUUUUUUCCCCCCAAAUUAUAAAGACUGUUCUCAGCUUCAGAAAUAAGACAGAGUUUAGCAAAAACACAUAGAGUAUGCAAGUUUCCAUAUUACUGCAUCUUUUUGUUCUCUAGUCACUAGCCAGCUAUUUUAGCCUGUGACAUCCAUUGACCUGCUGACAACUUAGCAACAUGGAUCAGGUGAAGAAAAAUAACUUGAGAAGAGAGAGGGUGAUGAAAGGAACUGUAAAGUUUUAGAAAGACUAGCAGAUGAAUAAUUUUAAAAGGCUAGUUGUAGUUAUGAAUGGGAAAAAAUAUAGACAGAGGAGGUUUUUUUAAAAGCAGAAGGAGCACUUCAUUGCUCGAGUGCUGGCAAGGGGGGGAGAAGGUACUUACAAAUGCCAAUGUGAAAAACAAUAUGACUUAAUUUGCCUAGAGUAUGGAUACAAGAUCUACAGUUACUGUCAAAUAGCCUUUUUGAAGAAAAUUCACGAUGUAUUACACUUAUCCAUGUUUAGAGAAGAAAAUUAUCGCAAAUUAAAACGUGCUGUAUAUUAAUUUUGAGAUAGCUUUCUACUUGGUGUAUAUUCCGUUGAAGGUUCUAGUUAGAAUUUCUAUUUCUGCUGUGGGACCAAUAAGAGCUAUAUGAGUUCUUUCUUGUUCCAUUUUUAAUUUUAUUUGACUUUUUUUAACCGAUGUGCUAAUGAAUUACGAGUAAGUGAAAACUUACUUUCACACUUGAAUGGUAAGCUUGCCUUGCUUUUUGGAAAGUGAUCAUUGUUGUCACAGAAUUGAAACAAACUUUUAUUCAGGCUGCAUUAGGCAUACAAUAACAUGAAGAUCUCAUCGCAAUGUACUGAGUCUAAAAUACAUGCUGGUAUUGCAUGUCUUGAUGUGUUUUUAUUUGUUUUCUUAAAGAAUUAAUGAGUUUGUAUAUUGUAAAAUGUGAUUUUUUACAUGUGAAUUCAAUUUUUUAAUGAAAUAAUCUGUUAAUUAUUGAUAUGGAGGAGUGCAGCUUUUCUUGAAUUCCUUAUGUGUUUUUAUUCCUGAUGUUGUUCUUUUUUAAACUACCCAUUUUUUAAUGUUUUGGGUUAAGCUAUUUAUGUAAUGGAGGGUGCAUAUAAGGUUCCCUUUGGUGAUGCUGAAGAAAGGUAUCACUCCUCUGGCCUCCCCUCAGUCUUCUCCCUUGUAAGUUCAUGUAUUGAGAACUUGUAAAGCACAUCAUAGCAGCACUGAGGGAGUGAUUGAAAGGUUUACACUUUUCUUGAUUCUAAAAUACCAAUGAAGUGUAACUUUUAAAAAUUCCUUGCUGUAUGUUUCAUAUUCAGAAUCAAGAAAAUUCAGAAGAUAGCAGUCAGCUGUAAAUCACAUGGGGUAUCUUUACAACUUAAAAAUUACAUCUCAGAUAAGCCGAAUAAAAAACUUCGUGUGAGAGGUCACGUACAGAGGUGUAGGUGAGGAGGUGCCAUCAUGCGUCAGCGUUUGGGAAGACUAUGGAAAGUACUCGGGCUGCUGCCGUGUAGAGCAGUGGGCCCAUCCCUUUCCAGCUCUCACUCAGCACCCUUAUAUCACAAGAGCAUCAGAGUGCAAAUCUCUCUCUUUCCAGGCCUUCAACCCGAAGUGGCUUUCUGAUGGAUUCCGCCUGUCUGUGCACAAGUGGGGGGCAUAUUUACAAACUAGAAAUGUGUCCAUUCUUGGGAGGGAGAACAGUAAUAGGCUUCCCCCAGGGUAAGAGUAUAUAAAAGUGUCUCCUGUUGCUUAAUUCCCAACACCCAACUUUCUUCUUCUAAACACAUUCAUAGGGAGCAAGAGAUGGAAGACUUCCUAUGAAUUAAUAUUAAGCAGUCACUAAAAGAAAGGAAUAUUCCCUUCCUUUCAUUCAGAACCCCUGGCAUGUAAGUUGUACAAUUAAUACUAAUGCAUAUAAAGUAUUUAAGCUGAUAGUCUCUGUAAUCAAAUAAUGAAAACAAGAAAGCAGUUAAAUGAAUACACUAUUCAGGGUCAAAUAUGUUCAGCAAAAAACCGUUGUGGGUCUUUGAUCAUGGCUAGAUUCACAGUGAUAUCACACAGUUGGUUCUCAUGUAACAGCUAAAUGUUUCAAAUUUUGUUUUUAUUAAAUUUGGCAGUUUCACACUGAGAUCUGUAUUCCUAGUGAAUAAAAGACAGUUACUAUGUUAAGAGGGAUUUCAUUUUCACAAUUGCAAGGAAGUCAGAGAUAUUUCAGGAACAUGAGCCACAAAAUGUACUCCUUUCACAGUGUUCUCCUAUUCUGAACUGUGCAGUUAUCUAUUAAAUUUUCUAAUAGAUAUUUGUGUAAGGUGUAUGUAUGCUUGUGCAAUUAUUAAAAAAGCAGUUUUGGAAACAGUGUAUUUAUUAAAGAAAAUUACUUAUGGGGCAUGUACAAAACUGUAAAAAAAAAAAACUAAAAAAAAAAACACAUUCAAUUUGCCCAGUAAAGUUGUUUUUGUGAAAUUUCUGUGUUGUUGAAUAAAGGACUUUAGUAUUCAAAGAUCUCUUUUUCCAUGAACAAAUUUUUAUUUGUGAGAUUUUAAAUAAUCAGCAUAUGAUCCUGAAAGUCUAAUUUUUUUUACGAUAAAAACAUUUUUCGUUCUAAACUUGCUCCUACAUCAGCAGAAUGAAUACUGUUUAUAAAAUUUUCAUAAAAUAUUCCCGUUUUGUUCAUCUUUUUUCUUCAUAUAUUUUGUCUUUCUUAUAUAUAUAAAGGAAAGAAAGAACAUGAUGCCUUUUAUAUUUCUAAAGGCUAUAUUCUUGUUGAAAGCUUUAAAAGUUCCCCAAAAUAGAGGAAGAAAUGAGUAUAUCCAAACUUUCUUCCUUCAUUCAUUAUAAGAGUGCCGCGAGAAAGCUUUCCAUGAACUCCUUGUGCUGUGAAUGAAAAGUCUUGGUGAUAAUACUUAAAACCAUUAAGGUACAUGAAGAAAUACACAAUACUGGAAUUGUAUCUUCAGCCACUCCCAGCAAUACUCUGAGAUUACCUUUUUAUUGUGUUACUUUUUUAUUGUAGAAUAUUGUGGUCCACCCUGCUUAUUAUUUGGUGGUGAAGGCACUUAACUAGUACUUCACUGCUUCCCAGAACAAAGAGCUAAUUUUUUUUUUGCUGCUUCAUAAACUACAAGAAACUACUGUAGAACACAGUAUUAUAUCUUGGAAAUCAUUAAUAUGGUUUCAAACAUGGAGCAUUAGACAAUUGAAAGAGUUCAUGUUCACAGAAAAAAAGACCACAUGAGAAGAUUUUUGUCAAUGUUAUAAAUUUCAAGAUGUGUUCUGUUAGAAUAUCACUAGUAUAAAAUAUCUUGGCCUUGGCAACCGAACUGGAUUAUAUAGUGUGAGAAAGAUGAAUUAGGUAACUGGAAUCAUGAGAGUUUCUGGGUAUUCAGCAAUUUUGCAGGUGAGUUGCUAUUCUUCUUUAUUAUAUUUUGGUGUAAGCAACAAUAUGGCAAAACCAGAUUUUCAUGAUAAUACUUUCCUUACUUGACAUCUUCAAGGAUACAAAUGCUUUGAGGUUUAUACGUAAUGAUAAGAGAAUAAUUCUUAAAAAUAGCUUGAAUUAACUAAAAAGGGAAAGACAGGGGAACUCUAUAACUUAUUUAGACAUUGAAUCAGAUAAUUUCAUAUGGUUUCUGGAAAAUAAUACACAUUUUUAAGUGUCUUUAUUGGUAUCAGUUGUUUUAGUUGACAUAUUUUAGCAGAAGUUAUUCCCCAUUUUAUUUCUACUCUUUUUUUGAUGGAGAAAAAAAAUGUUAUUUGAAAUAAACACAGUGAACACAAAUUUGAGAUUUUAUUUGCAUGCAUAUCAUAAGUAUCAUAGGUAUAAGGACAUUUUUGCUUAUUUGUAACUUUUGUUUCUAAUCUUUUAAUAACUUGGUUUAAGAACUAUCUUUAUGUCCUUUGCAAUUCAGAUUUUUUUGGCCAUUUUUAAGUCAAUAUUUCUUAUUUUCCAUGUAUUUAUGUAAAAUGGAAUGUCAACUGAACUGUCUUUUCAUUCUAAGUCUGUGCUUUGUUUACAAUAUGUUUCUUAUGACAAAAUCAUUCUGGUUAGCAGGUGUUGUAAUUUCACAAAUUGGAAGCAAUGUCCAUGUCUCUUUCCAAGAACAGUACUUUUAAAAGCCAUUCUAAUCGUGUACAAAACUACAUGUAAAGCAUUCUUAAUAUGGGACUGAAUUACUGACUUCUUUAAUAAUUAGAUGUUAGGAGAAUCUGGUUGCUUGGUUUGAAUUAUGAUCUGCUUACGACUUUUCUGAAAAGUGAUCUUCUGUUUCAAAUUAUAUGGCUUCAGGAAAAUUGCACAGUUGGAAGGGAGGUUAGAAAAGAAAAACAUUUAAAUGGCACUGUUUAACCUUUGAUACCAUCAUGAAACAUAUGUAACUGAAAAUUCUUAUUCAUUAUGCCCAUCAAAACCUUUUCUCACUUUUCAUGACUUACCAUGUAAUUUCAUUCAUACUUUUAAUUAUUUAUAAAUAUUUACAGUUGUAUUAAUAUUGAAUUAAUGUGGGGGGGAUGGAAAUAGAUUAAUCUGUGUGUGCAUAUGUGUGUGUUGUUUUUAGCUGACACAAUUCAUUUUUCCAAUAGCUAAGGGUCAGUGUAGAUUAUUAAACAUCUUUCAUGUAAAAGAUUCUGCCACCAUUCAAUUACAGUUGCAAUUGAACUUAAUGAUUCAACAUCUUAUAAUACUUCAUAUCUUCUCUGGGAAUCAGGGAAUUUGGGGAAGUCUACAUGAAAUCUUUUGAACAUUUUAGGGGUGUUUUAAUAAUUUAACAUUUCACUGUGUCCCACUUGCAGUCAUUUGGAACUGUUUUGAAAAUUAUUUACACAAAUUGCUCCCCAAAUGUGUUAUUUUCUUCAUAUAAUUUGGACAUUUUAGGUAUAUUUAUGUAUUAUUGAGAUGUCUAUUUAUACACAUGUAUAUUUGAGCUUCAAGUGCACAUGCAAACACUAAUAGAUUAUUUAAUCUGUAGCUUGUAUACUUUGACCAUAGGAAAAGACCUCUAUCUCUCUAAAAUUUGUGAUGUCUAUGGAGCAGCAGCAAGAAGAAUAUUGUGAAUAAUUUUUGUGUUUGCAAACCAGCAAUUGAUUUAAUUUUUCAUUUAUUCAAUAAGAAUUAUUGUGAUCUUCAAUAUGCCAACUACUGGAGAUAUCAAAAUAAAUAAAAUGUUCCUCCUGACACAUUUACCAUCAUCAUGAAAGUCAACUGAGUGAUUGAAAUAAAUACACAAAUAAAAUCA
Molecule: messenger RNA, 8518 nt
Organism: Bubalus bubalis (water buffalo)
Lineage: Eukaryota; Metazoa; Chordata; Mammalia; Artiodactyla; Bovidae
Gene: CXXC4
Product: CXXC finger protein 4
Exons: 4
Coding region: 639-1754 (371 amino acids)
Cellular component (GO): nucleus
Molecular function (GO): zinc ion binding; methyl-CpG binding
Source: RefSeq, a predicted model, not a curated record